GUUCCUGCUCCUGUUCCUGCCCGGCCGCGGCCAUGCUGCGGCUCCUCCUGUUGCUGCCGCUCCUCGGCGUGGCCAGCGCCCUGCCCUCCCCUCUCCGCUUUCGCCGGAGCGCCCCACCGCCAGUUGGCCCCUACCUGACGCGCUACCUGACCCAGCAGAUUGAUCACUUUGGAUUUGAUGAAGAUCGUACAUUCAAGCAGCGGUAUCUGGUUGCAGAUCAGUACUGGAAGAAGGACAAUGGACCAAUACUAUUUUACACAGGCAAUGAAGGAGACAUCACGUGGUUCUGCAACAAUACGGGUUUUAUGUGGGAUGUGGCUGAAGAACUUGAGGCUAUGUUGGUAUUUGCUGAACAUAGAUAUUAUGGAGAAUCUUUGCCCUUUGGGAAUGAGUCUUUCAGUGAUUCCAAGCAUCUAAAUUACCUGACAUCAGAACAAGCUCUGGCAGACUUUGCYGUACUUGUUGAGUACUUAAAGUCGAGCAUUGCAGGAGCCAGGCACAGUCCAGUCAUAGCUAUAGGAGGAUCUUAUGGAGGAAUGCUUGCAGCCUGGUUUAGGAUGAAGUAUCCCCAUGUGGUGGUUGGAGCUCUGGCAGCCUCCGCCCCAAUCUGGCAGUUUAAUGACUUGGUUCCAUGUGGCACAUUUUUCAGCAUUGUGACCAAUGAUUUCAAAAAGAGUGGCACAGGCUGCUCAGAAAGCAUCCGGAAUUCCUGGAAUGCUAUUAACCACCUUUCUUCAACAGAUGCAGGUUUGCAGUGGCUUUCCAACACAUUUCAUCUGUGCAGCCCUUURAAAAAUCUUCAGGAUGCUGCUGUAUUGAAAAAUUGGCUGAGUGAAACAUGGGUAAACUUGGCUAUGGUAGAUUAUCCUUAUAAAGCUGACUUCUUGCAGCCUCUGCCAGCUUGGCCUAUACAGGAAGUCUGCAAGUUCUUGAAGGAUCCCAGUCUCUCUGACAAAGCGUUGCUGCAGAAUGUUUUCCGGGCAGUGAAUUUAUAUUACAAUUAUACAGGAGAAGCCUCAUGCUUAGACGUGUCACAGACUGCAACAAAGAGCCUGGGUGAAAUGGGUUGGUACUACCAGACUUGCACUGAGAUGGUGAUGCCCCUGUGCACAGAUGGUGUACAUGACAUGUUUGAGCCUCAGAAAUGGGACUUUGAUGCACUUUCAGAAGAGUGUCAMAGGAUGUGGGGAGUGAGGCCUCGCMUCUCUUGGAUUCUUUCUAUGUAUGGAGGAAAAAACAUCAAUUCACACAGCAACAUCAUCUUUAGCAACGGUGGCCUGGAUCCAUGGUCUGCAGGUGGGGUGACCCAGAACAUCACCAAUUCCCUSGUGGCAGUUGUGAUCCCAGAUGGAGCCCAUCACCUGGACCUACGCAGCCGKAACCCUUUGGACCCCAAGUCUGUACAGCAGGCUCGAGCCAUGGAGAUCUGCCUCAUGAAACAAUGGAUUGAAACAGCCAGGCACAGCCACUGAAGUGGUACUGCAACAACUGUGACCAUUACACUUCUCUUGGCUUUGCUGGGAGCAGGGCCAGGCCUUUUGAUACGGUCAUUGGAGCAUUUCCCUCCUGCUUCCUCACCUGCAUUGCAGUGGUUGCCAUGGCUUGUGUCUGCUAGAGAAGCAGGCAGCAGAUAGAUGGAGAGCAUUCUCUGAUCAUAAACUCCAGUCAAARUGCAUGGAUUGAGCUGCCUGCUCUGGUUUGCUUUCCUCUUCUGCUCUUCUCAAAUGCUGUACUUAACCACAUAGUAAUGGGUUCCUGUUCUAGGAUUGUUACCCUUCUCCUUGCUGCGCUGAGUGAUUAUUCCAACUGCUGGUAUAUCCAGCAGUGAGUUACAUGGCAGGGCUGUUGAUUGUGAAAAUCCUGCUGCCUUCAGAGUGAUUGAACUUUCAACAUCCUCUGCUGGUGGAGAUACGAGGGAACAAAAAUCACAUCUUACUGUGAUAUUUGGUGGAGAAGUAGGGAAGGCCUGGGAAAGCUGGCUGUGCUGUUUGUAAGGCAACUAAACAGCCCUUACCYUUUGGAAUCAGUGCUGGAAAAGAAAUGAAAUACUACUUUUUUCUACCUAGUUUCCCUAUAGCUUAAUAAUGAGUGGAUUUUUGUAUUCCAUGCUGUACUGAAUGGUCAGGGCUGGGCCCAGACUCUGCUGAUAACUGGCUGAUCAUGCACAGUCUGCAUCAGGAUUUUAUUUCUUCUUUUGCUAUAUGUCCUAAUCUGAGAUAUCUAUCACUAUCUGUGUUGAUGGUUGCUAAAGAAAACUGGGCUUAUUUURUGUGYGUAYAUGUGUGUAUCCCACACAAACAAUUAGCUUUUUAAAAUCAGGAAGCUUUUGUAGCUAUUCUCUUGAAGACCAAAUGUGACACUUGUGCUGGCUAGAUCUURUGAAGUGACAAAUAAUUGGGGCUGUGCCUUGUGUGAGUUCUUCCCUCCCUCCCAUUCUGUGUAUUGUUCAAAUUCUGCAUGAUCUGUUUGCUGAUGGCUCUUCAAUAAAAGCCUUUUUWAAAAAAAAAAAUUGUUUGCUGGACAAACUAUUGAAAACACAGAAUGCAGCUAUCCCYUUGGAUCAGCCUAAAGCCUGAUGCUGAGCUCACCAAGCCAGGUGCACUGGGCUUUCUGUAAGGCUUCCAAACCAGACAAACUGCCCUGAUUCAUGAGACAGCAUAUUUGACAUUAAUAAAUGGCUGGGGCAGUCCCCUCGUUUUCCAACUUUGGCUUCAUUCACACUGCAGCCCUUCUUCAGAAAGGAUUCUUUGCAGUGUAAAGGACAACUCCAUUUUAGAAUGAUUCAGGCAAGUCUUCAUGUCCCCAGACUUGUAAAAUUCCAUCUCUGUUGAAAAGUUUUCUCAGCUUUGAUGRUAUGCCUGAUGGUUGAGUAUUUUCCUAAGAACCCACAUGGCCUUUUCUGUUUCCAGUCUCCUCCCAUCCUCUGGGAACAAAGCAAACCCAACACUGAAUUUCUGUCUUUUCAAGAUACACUCCUGUGUAUCUUCUUUCCAAUAGRUAGGCUUUUUCCUCAUCUAGUGUUAAACAUGGCAUUCAUGUUCAGAUUCUGCAGUCUGAACCUCUCAUGCUUUUGRGCAAGGUUAAUUUCUUAAACUGCAGAGAACAAGGCCAGACAAGAUCUACAGAGCUAAAGGAAGAGCUAUGUAGGAUUUGCUUGAAACCUGUCGACUGAAAACUCUCUUUUCCAAUAGUUCCAGUUUUUGCAGUAAAUAUACUCCAGACUCUCACUCAUGAGCUUUAUAAUAACAUGUACUUGAUUUUUUUUAAACAAAUAAUAUUUAUUGUUCUUUAAUCAAUUAUGUUACAGCAAAGUUUUUAGAAAUACUGUUGCMUCUUCUUACAUGCUAAUUGAUGUGUGAUAAUGUCCUGGUUUAUUGCAGGGCAAGGAAUGAAACCCUGUAAGAGUUAAUAUAAAUUUGGGGACCAGAAUUGGUUUGAGUAAUCAAGAUCUUGGUCUAAUUGCUCCUAUUGCCCGCUGAUGGCUCAGGGUGCUACUCCAAGUGCAAAUUUUAGGAUAAACAUUUCCAUAUUUUAUGGACAAGGACAUGGGGAUAUUCAUGCACUGGGCUGUGAACAGCCCAAAUUAACAGCCUCUGUAUAUUAUUAGUCAGCUUGUGUCUCCUCUCUCUCCCYUGCUAGUGAACUUACUGUCUCAGGAAACAGCUGCUGCUUUGUUGUAUGAAAAACACUUUUUAGUUUCAAGCAGCAUAAGUAAUUUAAAAUUUCAUUCCUCUUUCUCUUUUCACUCCUUCAUAAGCAGAAAACGUUGCCCUCAAUAACACUUAAAACAACAUGCAGUUUUUCAACUUUUAAGUUUUGUAAAAUGACACUUAAAAUUUUUUUCAGAGGGGUUUUGUUUGUGGUUUUCCUUUAUUUUGGGGCUCUUGUUUAAUAAUCUUACUAUUCUGUUCAGUUUCUGUCUGUGAGACACAUUCAAGUGCACUUUGGAUCAGGUGCUUACUGUUUGGGCCAGUUUAUGAAUUACGUGACUUGUUUUUAUGUUUUUUUUAAUUGAUCUUUUUACUUUUUUCCCAUCAAGCUGAGUAGUCAAAAYUUUGGGUCUUAUUUAUCUCAAAUAUUCAGACUUCAUCUUAAAAUCCACACAGAUGUACAUAUGUCUGAUUGCUACCAAGGGACUAUCUUGUGGUUUGGCUAACUCAUCUAAAUGUUGGCUCUCCUGUGUGUUUCCUACAGGUGAGAACAAGCUGAGCCAUAACAAAUGGUAGAUUUAUCUUUCCAGGCAUAUAAUGAUGGGCCAUACUUAAUCUCAGGCUUAUGUAAGUCUUUGRCAUGCUUCAGAAAUUACUGGAAUUUAAAACUGUAUGUUUCCUACUACUGGGAAAAAUGCAGACAGAAAAAGAAUUAGCAUUUUCUACAAAGCAUGAAUCUUAGUGGUGAACCUGCAGUUUUGCAUCAAUAAAAAUGCAUUCAAACAUUGAAAUUUUGAGUUUCUGGAACUCAAUUUUGUUUUGCAGGGCAUGAAUUUUUAUCCUUUGGGAGAUUCCAAGUUCUGCAAGUGACAUUGUCUUAUUUGCAUUUGACUCUUGAGGAAGGGGAGGAAAACUGGUUAUGGAAGUCCUCAGACACUGCAGUCAGGGUGACARAUGGUGAGUCUCUGCACUCCUUUAGUAGUUUCUCACUUCAGAGGUUUAGCUGUGGUGAGGAGCAGGGGUAUGAGCUGGUUGUUCUCUGUAGGUGACCACAUAAAAUACAAUCAAGCUAUUUCUAAUGGGAAAAGUCCAUUUUUCUUUUGAAAGCUUUCCCAGGCAAACAUGCACUUCCCACAUGUCAACAAUGAGGAAGGUUGUGAGGACAGAUCUGUAAUGUCCCGUGACCUGACAAGGGCAGAUUUUAACUAAGUAUUUAAUAGGGCAGAGCUAAAAGUCUUGGGAAGGAACUAAAUAGGUUCUGCAACUCAUUUUGUUUGCAGGAUAAUUUUAAAUUUUGAGGAUGAUAAUUUGAAGAUGAUCAAAUAUUUCAUAAUCAAAGGAGUGUAUAAAAAUGAAAAUCUCUCCUGGAGCAUGGAUUCUGAAUCACAGGAAAAGUGAGAAGUUCUGUCUCCCAUGCUGUCUGACCACCAAGGAUAUUGCAGAAAAAUGUCAUUUUGCUUUAAAUAAAGGGAUUUCU
Molecule: messenger RNA, 5127 nt
Organism: Malurus melanocephalus (red-backed fairy wren)
Lineage: Eukaryota; Metazoa; Chordata; Aves; Passeriformes; Maluridae
Gene: PRCP
Product: prolylcarboxypeptidase
Exons: 9
Coding region: 33-1472 (479 amino acids)
Biological process (GO): negative regulation of systemic arterial blood pressure; regulation of blood vessel endothelial cell migration; angiogenesis involved in wound healing
Molecular function (GO): dipeptidyl-peptidase activity; serine-type exopeptidase activity
Source: RefSeq, a predicted model, not a curated record